AUGUUCAGAAACAAUUACGACAACGAUUCUGUCACCUACUCUCCAACUGGUAGAUUGUUCCAAGUCGAGUAUGCUUUGGAAGCAAUUAAGCAAGGAAGUGCGGCGGUUGGUUUGACAUCCAAAGAUUAUGUUGUCCUCGUGGCUUUGAAAAGAAAUGCAGAGGAAUUGGGCUCCUACCAGAAGAAAAUCAUCAAGAUAGACAACCACAUGGGAGUUGCAUUGGCUGGUUUAGCUCCCGAUGCGCGAGUAUUAUCCAACUUCUUGAGGAAGCAAGCAAUGCAGUGUAAGAUGGUGUUCAAUCGCCCCAUUCAGACGCAAAAAGCAGCAUUGACCAUCGCGGAUAAAGCUCAGGAGAACACCCAAAGCUAUGGCUCGAGGCCAUAUGGAGUGGGAUUAUUAAUUGCUGGGUAUGACGAGACCGGAGCUCAUUUAUUAGAGUUUCAGCCUUCAGGAUCAGUCCUCGAAUACUAUGGAGCUGCCAUCGGAGCCAGGUCGCAAGCAGCUCGUACUUAUUUGGAAAGGAAUUUGAACGAGAUAAGGGAGUCUGACUCCAUAGAGAAGCUCAUUGUUCACGGAUUAUACGCAUUGAGAGAUACGUUGAGUCAGGACGUAGAAUUGACCUUCAAAAACACGAGUGUCGCCGUGGUUGGUAAGGGACAGUCCUACACUUCGUAUGAUGACGAGGAUGUGCAGCAAUGGCUAGACAAGCUAGAUUCUGUCACAAACGAUAGAAAUAGGACUGAUGGCGAUGAAGAGAACGCAAACCAGGGACUGGGCGAUGCGGCCCCAACUCACGAAAACGCACAAGGUGAAGAUGGGCAAGCACAGGGAGAUAGAAUGGAUACAGAUGAGUAA
Messenger RNA from Lodderomyces theae, 855 nucleotides. RefSeq names its product proteasome core particle subunit alpha 6 (gene PRE5). Gene Ontology annotation, cellular component: proteasome core complex; nucleus; proteasome core complex, alpha-subunit complex. Lineage: Eukaryota; Fungi; Ascomycota; Pichiomycetes; Serinales; Debaryomycetaceae. The record is from RefSeq and is a predicted model, not a curated record. Gene Ontology annotation, biological process: ubiquitin-dependent protein catabolic process. Bases 1 to 855 code for a protein of 284 amino acids. The transcript has a single exon.